Sinocyclocheilus anshuiensis is the source of this 1808-nucleotide messenger RNA. Its product is annotated as CMP-N-acetylneuraminate-beta-1,4-galactoside alpha-2,3-sialyltransferase-like. NCBI's taxonomy places the organism in Eukaryota, Metazoa, Chordata, Actinopteri, Cypriniformes, Cyprinidae. The record is from RefSeq and is a predicted model, not a curated record. Gene Ontology annotation, molecular function: sialyltransferase activity. The annotation marks the transcript as partial. The transcript is spliced from 11 exons.
UGUUUCACAGAUAAAGAUGUGGAGCCCACAGUAAAAGUCAGUAAAGUCACUAGUGUUUCUGUCAAAACCACUAUAACCAAAGAGGCGGUGGUGGAGGGCCCUGUCUCCGUGGGACGAAUAGUAGGCUCAGUGGUUGAUAAGCAAGGUUUCUUGCUGAAUCUGGACACAAGGCUGCCUCCGGAGUUGAUGUACAAGUACGGGAACCUCAGCGAAGGAGCCUGCAAACCCAGCUAUGCAGCUGCCAAAAUGAGUGCUAUCUAUCCAAAGUUUAGUAAGCCAGCUUCCAUGUUUCUGGACCGAAACUUUAAGCGACUUGCAGAAGUUACAAACUAUUUUCCUCCAUUUGGAUUCAAAACACAAGAAAGAAUCAUAGAUGUUAUAUUAUCUGCCACAAAGAAUUAUGGACUGGGUCCAGAUUUAGAUAGUUUGAGUUGUAAAAGAUGUAUAAUAGUAGGUAAUGGCGGUAUCCUUAGCAACAAGUCUUUAGGAUCCCGCAUCGAUGAAUAUGACGUUGUGAUAAGACUCAACGAGGCCCCAGUGAGUGGUUACACCAGGGAUGUAGGUACUAAGACCACCCUGAGGAUAACCUAUCCCGAAGGGGCCAUCCAGAAGACCGAGCGCUAUGAGAAAGAUUCCCUCUUUGUCUUCUCUGCUUUCAAACCUCUUGACUUUAAAUGGUUGAGACAGAUGGUCUUCAAAGAGAAACUGCAAGGAACAGAGGGCUUCUGGAAGUCUGUAGCACACUCUGUGCCCCGGCAACCCUCAGAGAUACGAAUCCUGAACCCCUACUUCAUACAAGAGGCUGCCUUCCAGUUUAUUGGCCUUCCACAGAACAAUGGCCGUAUGGGUAAAGGGAACAUUCCAACGUUGGGCACCGUCGCCAUAACGAUGGCCCUUCAUAACUGCGAUGAGGUUGCUGUUGCUGGAUUUGGCUAUGACAUGAACACCCCUCAUGCACCCUUGCACUACUACGAAACAGUCAAAAUGUCUGCCAUAAAAGAGUCAUGGACUCACAACAUCUCAAAAGAAAAGGAGUUUCUCCGCAAGUUGGUGAAGGCCAACAUUAUCACAGACUUAACCAAUGGGAUUUGAACCUCCCAAGGUGGGUGCCUUUCUAGGAGGACUCAAAAACGUAGAGUCCUGGGAAACCCUGGACCAGACAACACGGAGGAGCGAGAUUUCAGAGGUGGAAGUGAUGGCUCAGUUAAGAUGCACAUGUGCCUUCUAACCGACAGGCUUCCUCUGAGCGGGACGUUGAAGGUUUCUUGAAUGUCUCAGGAGACAAUCCUCGUUCAAGUAUAGAUGGAAGAUAUCAGAGACUUUGAGGUGACCAACACACACAGCGCUUGAGGAACGAGUCGCAACAUUAACUGAUUGUGCCAAAUGUACCUCUUUUGGAGGAGAUGCCUCUUCUCUCCUGCCUGAAUGUAUUAACGGUGUAAAUAUCAAAGAUUUUUACGUUGCAUUUUAAUGAACUGCUACAGCCCCUGGGGUUCUGCCUUCACACGUGAUUCUCCGUCCAGGGCAAUCAGUGCAUAUCCUGCCCUAGUGUGAGGAAGGGCAGAGGCAGGUCUUUGAUUCAGCCCUUCUUCUGAGCACAGGAGGCUGUUUAUCUCCUGAAUGUGAGCUUAUUAUGUUACAGCUUCUUUUGUCGAAGAAAGGAGCUCAAUCUCGAAGUUAUUUAUUUUGGUGCACAGAUGAAGGCCUUUGUUUUUUUGGAAAGCUCUCUUUCCAAAAUUGAUUAUUAAAGGUGGGGUAAGCGAUUUUUCAAAAACGCUUUAGAAAACUGAUUCGGGUCGAAUAGCAAA